AUGCGGCCAGCGGGCGGGGUCCUGAUUCCUUCGCCCUGCGACGCCGGCGGCGUUUUCGAAUUUCAAACCCCGCAGGCGCCUGACAUCUCAAAGUUUGUGCUGAAGUCCGGCCUGGUGGACUUUUACGAAUUGCUGGGGGUGGACGAUGACGCGACCCCCGAGGAGAUCAAGCGUGCGUACCGCUCCACCUGCAAGGAGUGCCACCCCGACUUCCUGGGGGACGUCGGCCACAACAUAUGCAUCCUGCUCAAUGAGGCCUACGAGGUGCUGAUGGACGGCACUGCGCGCGCGGCGUACGACUCCCAGCUGGAGGCCGCGCUCGCUGACGAGGCGGACGGCUACACCGGGGAGCCGCUCUCAAAGUGGAUGCCGGCCCUCAAACCGCGGAUGGCGAAAAACGAGAACCCGGCGGAGGACAGGGCCGUGUUCGUGGUGAGAGCGCGCGUGCUGCCGCCGCUGCCGCUGCUGCUGGUGGUGGUGGUGGUGCUCCUGCUGCCGCUGCUCCCGCUGCUGCUGCCGCUGCUGCCGCUGCUGCUGCUGCUGCUGCUGCUGCGCUUCACCCCGAUUUAG
Molecule: messenger RNA, 570 nt
Organism: Monoraphidium neglectum
Lineage: Eukaryota; Viridiplantae; Chlorophyta; Chlorophyceae; Sphaeropleales; Selenastraceae
Exons: 4
Coding region: 1-570 (189 amino acids)
Source: RefSeq, a predicted model, not a curated record